AUGGGUCUGAAGAACCUUGCAUUGACUGCAGCCCUGCUGCUGGGUGAGACAGUGCUGGGUCUCACUCCCGCAGAAUGGCGCAGCCAGUCCAUCUAUUUCAUGUUGACCGAUCGAUUUGGUCGUAGUGACAACUCCACCACUGCUGCGUGUAACGUUAGCGACAGGACAUACUGUGGAGGUAGCUGGCAAGGAAUAAUCAAUCACUUGGACUAUAUACAAGGAAUGGGAUUCACUGCGAUCUGGAUUACUCCGGUUACAGAACAACUCCCUCAGGACACUGGCAACGGUGAAGCCUACCAUGGAUAUUGGCAACAGAAUAUAUAUGAGAUUGACUCCAACUUGGGCACAGCUGCCGAUCUACUAGCUCUGUCCAAGGCCUUGCAUGCCCGCGGCAUGUAUCUCAUGGUAGAUGUGGUGGCUAAUCAUAUGGGUUAUGCUGGAUCUGGCAACAGCGUUGACUACAGCGUGUUUAAUCCCUUCUCCUCAUCGUCAUAUUUCCACUCUUACUGUCUCAUCAGUAACUAUGAUGACCAGUCAAAUGUUGAGGACUGCUGGUUAGGAGAUACUAUUGUGUCCCUUCCAGACGUAGACACAACCCAGACAGCGGUGCAGACUAUAUGGUAUGACUGGAUAGCAGAUCUUGUAUCCAACUACUCGAUUGACGGUUUGCGCAUUGAUACCGUCAAGCACGUCCAGAAAUCUUUCUGGCCCGGCUAUAAUGACGCUGCAGGCGUUUAUUGUGUCGGUGAAAUAUUUGACGGCGACCCAGCGUACACUUGCGACUAUCAGAACUAUAUGGACGGUGUCUUGAACUACCCAAUCUACUACCAACUGCUGUACGCCUUCCAGUCCUCCAGCGGCAGCAUCAGCGAUCUAUAUAACAUGAUCAACUCUGUCAAAUCCGACUGCGCUGAUUCAACAUUGCUGGGGAACUUUAUUGAGAACCAUGACAAUCCGCGAUUCGCCAGCUAUACAAGUGACUACUCCCAAGCAAAGAAUGUUAUCUCCUUCUUGUUCCUGUCGGAUGGCAUUCCCAUUAUCUACUCCGGUCAGGAACAGCACUACAGUGGUGGAGCUGAUCCUGCAAACCGUGAGGCCACUUGGCUCUCAGGGUAUUCAACCACCGCCGAGCUGUACAAGUACAUUGGAACCACCAACAAGAUCAGAAAGCUGGCUGUCUCUGCAGACUCUAGCUAUAUCACAACGAAAAAUGUACCAUUCUACCAAGACAGCCAUACACUAGCUAUGAAGAAGGGAUCCAGUGCCUCACCAGUAAUCACAGUUCUAUCAAACUAUGGAUCAUCUGGAAGCUCCUACACAUUGUCUUUGAGUGGAAGCGGAUAUUCAUCAGGCACCAAGCUGAUGGAGAUGUACACCUGCACAUCUGUGACAGUUGACUCCAGCGGAAACAUCGCAGUCCCAAUGACAUCAGGUCUUCCACGCGUACUCAUGCUGGCCUCUUCUGCAAGCAGUAUGUGCGGCUCCAGUACCACGACAACAACCGCUACUGCGGUAACGCAAACCACGACGUCGACUUCGACAGGCACAAGCUGUACACAGGCCACAGCCCUACCGGUCUUAUUCAAGGAGCUUGUUACUACCACCUACGGUCAGAAUGUCUACAUCUCAGGCUCGAUCAGUCAACUUGGCAGCUGGGAUGCUAGUAAUGCAAUUGCACUGUCGGCAAGCAGUUAUACGUCCUCCAACCCUCUAUGGCAGGUUGCCAUCACACUACCCGUUGGAACCUCGUUUGAGUAUAAAUUCAUUGAAAAGACGACUGGUUCAACCACUGUCACGUGGGAGAGCGAUCCCAAUCGGUCGUAUACGGUGCCGACUGGAUGCGCAGGGACGACAGCUACGGCUACUGCUACAUGGCGAUAG
This is a messenger RNA of Penicillium canescens, 1881 nucleotides long. Its product is annotated as putative alpha-amylase. The record is from RefSeq and is a predicted model, not a curated record. The transcript is spliced from 9 exons. Gene Ontology annotation, biological process: carbohydrate catabolic process. Gene Ontology annotation, molecular function: starch binding; calcium ion binding; alpha-amylase activity. Bases 1 to 1881 code for a protein of 626 amino acids. NCBI's taxonomy places the organism in Eukaryota, Fungi, Ascomycota, Eurotiomycetes, Eurotiales, Aspergillaceae.